Messenger RNA from Argiope bruennichi, 897 nucleotides. RefSeq lists its product as uncharacterized. The coding region runs from base 195 to 632 and encodes 145 amino acids. NCBI's taxonomy places the organism in Eukaryota, Metazoa, Arthropoda, Arachnida, Araneae, Araneidae. The record is from RefSeq and is a predicted model, not a curated record. The transcript is spliced from 2 exons.
ACAGAUUGUACAUAGAAAAAAAAAAGUAGAAAAAAGAAGCUGGGAAUCGAAAGUAUGUGUCUGCUGAGAAGUGUCUGUUCAAGAAUGUUCCUUUUGAAAAAAUUGUUUUAACUUAGCGAACAUUUCAUUGCUAAUCCAUCUAAAAAACCAAAUUUUAAUUAUCAUUUUAAUUUCCGAUCAUCCGUAUAAUCAGGAUGCCUUAUACAUCAGCAGAGGGUGUAACAUUAAGGAAAUUAAGAAAGAGACCUAGACCUGCUCAUCACAAGUAUAACUUGAGGUCAAAAUCCAGAACAAGGCCUAAAGUCUGUAAAGUUUGUGGAUCAACAAGCGUUGUCAAACGUGGACUCUGCAAAAAUGAACAAAGGAAAUCUACUCCAAGAAAAUCUGGUGUCCCUCGUCGCAAGAAAUCUGAGUGUUCCACACCUUGUGUAAUUUGUUUGGAUACUGAAAAGGCAAAGCGAACUAAGAAAGUCAAAUGUGGCCAUGAGUUUCAUGUUAAAUGCAUAAAUAACUGGUUGAAGUGUUCAGACUCUUGUCCUGUUUGCAGAUUUCAAUUAAGGCGGCCUUGCUUGAAUUUAGUUCGUAGAUUGACCUUAAGAGUAUCUCCCUACUUACAGUUUCAUUUUUAUUGAUGAUGUUCUUCCUGUCAUAAACUCUGUAUGUUGGUGUUUUUCUGUUAAAUAUUGUCUACAAAUUUUAUAUAGUUUAUAUUUCUUUUGUUAAUUUCAGGUUAUAUAUUGGUUAUAAAUUUCCAUACAAAUCUUUUAUUUUUUCCCUUUUUUGUUCUUUGGUUACAGUAAAUUUGUUGCAUUUUGCAACAAAUUUGUAUUUCCUAGUUUCAGUAUUUUUAUUUGCCUAGUCUGUUGAUAGCUUCUUUUUGUCAUUUUGAUUUCAGUU